GUCGGUGAUCAGCUGACCCGCAGUGUGACGCAACCUGAGUGAAAGAUGGCGGCGUCCUUGUGCAGGUGCUCUGGGCUCUUGCUCAGGAGAAGCACAGUCCUGUCUGCAGCAUGUCGGAAUCCUGUGUUAAGUUCAGGCAGGGUCCAGGGGUGCCAGUCAGUGGCUGUACAGCGCUGCUAUGCCUCGGGAGGGCGCAGAAGCUUCCUGGGCGAGUUCGUGGACUCUCUGAAGCAGGAGCUGAACAAGAACAAGGAGAUGAAGGAGAACAUCCGGAAGUUCAGGGAGGAGGCCCGUCGGCUGGAGGAGUCUGAUGCGCUGCAGCAGGCCAGGAGGAAAUAUAAAAGCAUCGAGUCAGAAACAGCUCGGACCUCUGAGGUGCUGAAGAAGACUCUGGGGUCUUUAUCAGACUCGGUUAAAGAGGGCUUUGAGGAGGUGGGCCGUACUGACCUGGGUAAGAAGAUAAAGGAGGGAGUGGAGGAGGCAGCCAAAACUGCCCGAACCUCAGCAGAGUCUGUAUCCAAGAGCAGUGAGGUGCUGGGAAAGACCAACGCUUUCAGGGUCAUCUCACAGGGUAUGGAGACGGUGAAGAAGGAGAUGGACGAGGUGGUACAGGGCGGGCCGUACCGUGCCCCGUCCCAACUGAGGAAGAGGAGCGAGUUCUCAUUUAAAUCAGCCGAGAACGAGACCAGAGUGUUUGAAGCCAAUGAGGACGCUACUGGAGUUGUGCUGCACAGAGACUCAAAGUGGUUUCAGCAGUGGAAAGACUUCAAAGACAACAACGUGGUGUUUAACAGAUUCUUUGAGAUGAAGAUGAAAUAUGACGAGAGUGAUAAUGCGCUCAUCAGAGCCUCACGCGCACUUACAGACAAAUUCUCCGACAUUAUUGGUGGUAUGUUUUCCAAGACGGAGAUGUCUGAAGUGCUAACAGAGAUCCUCAAAGCUGAUCCCAACUUUGAUAAAGACUCCUUCCUCCGCCAGUGUGAAAAUGAUAUCAUUCCCAAUAUCUUAGAGGCAAUCAUUAGAGGAGAGCUGGAUGUUCUUAAAGACUGGUGUUAUGAAGCUACGUACAGUCAGCUCGCACACCCUAUUAAGCAAGCUGUAGCCAUGGGCCUGCAGUUCCAGUCCAAGAUCCUGGAUAUCGACAACAUUGAUCUGGCCAUGGGGAAGAUCAUGGAUCAGGGACCUGUACUGAUCAUCACCUUCCAGGCACAGAUGGUCAUGGUGAUCCGGAGCCCUAAGGGUGAAGUAGUGGAAGGAGACCCUGAGAAGGUGUUGAGGAUGAUGUACGUGUGGGCGCUGUGCAGGGACCAGGAGGAGCUCAACCCACACGCUGCCUGGAGACUACUGGACAUGUCCGCAUCCAGCACUGUGCAAGUGAUCUGAGAGGAACUCACACACUCAACACCACACAACACACACACACGUACAUAAACACAGUCUUAUACACACAUGUACACACAGACAAUCAGUAAUUUACAUUGCUAAUGGCGUCUCUAUUGGAAAACCAGCAGACCUCCUACACACACUACCUGAACAGCCUUUAGAGGGCAGGUAAGAGCAUCUGUGUGUGUUGUGCUGCUGGGGACGGACACACUUCACGUUUGUUACCUCACACUCACACAAAAUCAUCCUCUGUUUAUUUAUUCUUAUGAGUGUACAAGCUUUUUUUUUAUAACAUUUGAUUAAACAUAGGAUAUUUUUUUUUUAAACAUGUAUUAAUUUAUUCAUUGAGAUGCUCCAUGCUCCGCCCCCUAAUGCAAAAUUUUGUAGCAGUUUUUUUGAAGUUAGGGUCCAAUCCCAUUUUACCCCUUGACCCUACCACUUAGCCCUACCCCUCUGUUUUGUGUCUGUAGGUCUAGGGGUAGGGUGUCCUGAUUCUUGUUAGGCUGGAGGGGUAGAUUAGAGUAAGUGUUAGCAAUAUAUGACCCUUCAAACAGAGAUUUUUCAGAGACACACUCAAAACAGAGGCACAAGCACCGAAAAAAAAACGUCAAAUUUGAGUAUUUUCUUGAGUAUUAACCUCUAUAAUACCAUCGUUUUAAUGUGUAGUUAGCUAACUUUCCCAUUCGGUGAAUCAUGCUGCUACCCUAUCAGCAGCCGGAGUCUGAGAGAGCACAAUUGAGAUGCUUUCUCUCUCAUAUCUGAGUUGGAGAUCCAAUGCUUUCUUUGCCACAGAGUGCACUGGCGGACGCUCAGUGGCAAAAACACAUGUAUCGGAGGAGGCAUGUGCUAGUCUUCACCCUCUUAGUAUUGGGGGGGCAUUACUAGUGAUAGGAUGAGCUCAUUUGAUUGGUGAAUGGGUAAUCAAUAUUGGAAUUUGAAGAGAAAAUUGGGUAAACUUGCAGCCUCAGCUUUCUGCUCUUGAUGGACAGAAGUGGAGCAAAUGCUUUUGUAGCUCAUUCACCACAAAGCGGUUGAUGGAACAAUUACUUAAAGCUGCUGGUUUACAUGUUUGGCAGAUUGUAGAAUUUCAUGAAUGACUAUCUGUACUACAAUUGCUGUACUGCAAUUGUUAAGAAGGUCAGCUCUAACCUCAGAACAGUUGCUACAGUAUAAGUAUUGAUGGGCAGAACAUGGACAGUUCAACUUCAAGUGUUUUAAGUUAAAUAAGUGGGACCACAUGAAUGGGAAGGAUGUUAAGCUCAGUAGUUAUAUAUGUUACUGUACCUCUGAUCUGCUCAAAUCAGAGGACAUCUCAUAUUGCAUUGUAUUACUGUAUGUUGAUCUAUAGAAUUUAUGUACUUCGAGAGGCUGGAUGCUGCUAAACACAGAGAAUACCUGAAAUCACGAUUUUUUUAAAAUGUAGAAGCUGUUAUUAGGCAGCACACCAUAAAUGACCAUCAUUAUUUAGCCAGAAAUGGCAAUCUUUGAGUCCAAGCACAUUAAUGAGUGAGAGUGAUUGGCCUACAAAUGUUUAACUUUCCAAAAAAAUGCAUAGAUUAUUGUUUUACAUAUGUGCUGAACAGUUUUAGUUUCAAAUUAAUUAAAAAUACUACUAUACAGUAUAUUUCAGUUUUAGCCUAUUAAGGUUUGAGUGCAAAAAAUGAGAGAUUUACAUUAUUAGUUUAUUCUAACUUCUGUUAGUCACUGAAAUGAUUGUUGUUAAUAAAACAACUCAUGUUUCCUGAGGCAGAAUUUUACAGUUGGCCAGACUUUUGUGGCCUUUUCCCCUCCAGUGAUGGGGUGAGAGUAAUGCACUGUAGAUAAUAGUGUUGAAUAAGUGUUUCAUUCCUUUUUUACAUGCAUUGUCAUGUGUUUAGGCAUUUUUACAUACUGUUAUUAUGUGUCCCAUUAAUGAAAAAUACUUUAUUAUAUCUUUUUAUGGGACAACAGAAGAUAAAUGAAACUUGGAUAUCAUUUAGAGUAUGCAGUGCACAGCUCGUAUAGCAGAAUAGAUUUACUUUUGUGUAACCACCAUUAGGGGUGGGCGAUAUGGCCCUAAAAUAAUAUCACGAUAUUUCAUGGUAUUUUCGCGAUAACGAUAUACUUGGCAAUAUGACAAUUUUUUUUAUUUAUUAUUUCAAAAAUACGCUAUACACGGCAAGAACAUAAAAAUAUUUUAUUAUUACAUACAAUAUAAUACUGCACACCCCUAAGUGAGAUAUUAAAAAAAUACAAGAAUUUUCAGAUUUGUAACAGAAAUCAUUGAUCCAGAAUGUCAUGAUUAUAAUAAUAUUGCACUCCAAAUUUCUCCAUAUAUCCAGGAUUAAAGUAAAAUAAAUGCUACUGGACAGAUAUAAUCUCUAGUAGAUAAAUAUAAUGGGAAAUGGAAUAGGUGGUAUGGCACGAUAUUUUAGGGUAUAAUAUUGUUCACAAUAUUUAAACAAUUUGACGAUAUUAUCGUGUUUACGAUAUGAUAUGACACACCCCUAACCACCAUUAUUAUGUAGUAUUGCUUUAACUCUCUUGGGCAUUCACUAGUUCACUAGAGCUUAACCGGUUGCUACUGGAAUUCUCAUUUACUCCUCCACUUUCCGCUUGAGGAUGCCCCACAGGUGCUCAAUUAGUGUUUGGGGUCACUGUCUUAACAAGUCACAUGACACAAGGAGGGGACAACAACACAUUUGGGUACAAAUGGUCACAGUUCACAGACAUGUUCACUGUGAGGUGUGCUUGCUUGUGUUUUCAGUUAUUUGGACAUUAAUGGCUUUGUGUUGAGUAAUCUUCAGAGGACAGUAAAUCUUUACUGCUAUUUAAGCUGUACACUGACUAUUCUUAAGUUAUAUCUAAGUUUAAAUGCUAUAGUGUCGUCCCAUGAAAAGAUAUAAUUAAAUAUUUACAGAAACGUGAGUGAUAUCUUUAAUUUUGGGCAAUACUGUGUGAUCGUGUAUAUAUAGUUACUACAUAUAGUAAUUAUAUAUUUUUCCUGUUUAUUGUCAUUGUCACUAAAACUCUAACUCUAUAUUCUAUUCAUUGACUGACUUCUAGAGGUGGAACAUGAAAGCACAAUAUUGUGUUUGCUCUGUAGCCUCCAGAAUAGUGUCAGAAUUUAUUUUCAUGCAAAAAAAUAAAAAUAAAAUAAAACACAGCAGAUCUACACUGUUUAAAAAAAUAAUAAUAAUAAUAAACACCACUGUAGUACUCUGUGGUAAAGUGAGAAACUGACACACUUUGCUGUACACACGUUUUUUCUAUAUUUGUCACUGGAUUAUAUGAAUUAUUGAAUUAAAUAAAACAUAUUUACACACAACUGUACCUUAAACUGUUAUUCUCAACAAAACUUAAUUAACCAAAAAAACAAUCUCAAUAGUGAUAAAAUACAGUAGUAACUAUAAAUUAAGUGAAGAGUUAGCUGCCUGAAGCAUGAGUUCAGUAUUAUUCAGGAAUAUUGAAUUUUGUUCAUGAAUAUAUGAUUUUUAAGUUCCUUAUUUAUGUUUUUAUGGCAGCUACACCACCAUAUGCCACAGUACAACCCAGUUUUGUUUGUCCUUAAAGGAAGCUUGUGUAAUAUAAUUACUUUUAUUUUUUCAAUAUUGACCACUGUGUAUGUUCUAAUUAUGUAAUGAAGUUGUUUUUAUUUAUGUGUUGGAUUUGCAGAGAAUAAAGGAAAUUCCAAAGUGUG
Messenger RNA from Astyanax mexicanus (Mexican tetra), 5062 nucleotides. Its product is annotated as mitochondrial import inner membrane translocase subunit TIM44. Gene Ontology annotation, molecular function: protein-folding chaperone binding. The record is from RefSeq and is a predicted model, not a curated record. The transcript is spliced from 13 exons. Gene Ontology annotation, cellular component: mitochondrial inner membrane. Gene Ontology annotation, biological process: protein import into mitochondrial matrix. Lineage: Eukaryota; Metazoa; Chordata; Actinopteri; Characiformes; Acestrorhamphidae. The coding region runs from base 46 to 1383 and encodes 445 amino acids.